Messenger RNA from Penicillium oxalicum, 144 nucleotides. RefSeq lists its product as uncharacterized. Lineage: Eukaryota; Fungi; Ascomycota; Eurotiomycetes; Eurotiales; Aspergillaceae. Bases 1 to 144 code for a protein of 47 amino acids. The record is from RefSeq and is a predicted model, not a curated record. The transcript has a single exon.
AUGUCCCAUCAUAUUUUCCACAUGGUCUCAGAUCUCUACGCCACUCGUAAACUCUGCCCUUUUGCCCGGAUCAAAUCCCGAAGGGAAACCAAGAGACUGCUACUAUUUUACUCUGGAUGUACCCUACCUACCUUAUACCGCUAG